AGUUCUGGUGCUCUAGAGGACAAGGGGCAGUGGAGAAGAAUGUCUACCCCAGCUAGAAUAACCCUGAGUGGGACCAGAAGGUCAGGCCUGAGUCCUCUGAAAAGAAUGGUCAGCAGAACAACUCUGACCACUCAGAGGGUCCUCCAUACAGACGUUCUGGGAGAGAAGCUUUGCUCUCAGUUGCCUGCUUCCUCCUCCUCCACCAUGGAUAUUGUCUGCACAUCAGUUCCGGACUCUUCCACAGCAUGGCUGCCUUCGGUGGAGAUGGCACAGCCCGAUUACCCCUGGGUGGAGGAGUUUCAGCAGUGGGCUGAAGAAGAAAAAGAGAAGGCCCUAAAGCUCCAGGAAGAGUGUCUGAGAGCCCAGUUCCAGGAGGCUCUGCAGGCCAGGGAGAGGCUGGAGGCAGAGGUGAUCCAGGGUCAACAGGCAAAGCUGCAGGUUCAGCUCGAGGCUCACUGUGCUGGCCUAAGGGAGCAGAUGAAGGAGGAAAAGAAGCUGGAGGUGCAAGAGGUCUGCAGGAGGCUGAAGGAGGAGAUGAAGAAGGAGGCAGCGAUGGAGAGGGAAAAGGAGAUGAGGGUCAUACAUGAACAGAUGGAGGAGCGUGUGAGGGAGCAUGUAUUGAUGGCUGAGCAGCAUGUGAGGGAGGAGUGUGAAAAGGAGGCUCGGAGAGAGAACCAGAACCUGCAAGACAGACAUAUGAAGGAAAUAUCUCAACUUCAGGACAGGCUGCAGCAGCUGCAGGACAGUCUGGUGCGGGUCUGCAGGGAGCGGAUGCAGUACGAGACGGAGCUUAAGAAGGUACAGGCCAGUUACAGACAGUUUAUUGAUCUGACUGACUCCUCCCUCCACUCUGAUUACCUGUUAAGGCUUCGUCGCCUGGGCAGAGAACCGGGCCUCAUGGAGACCUCCACCCAGACUGACGAUGUCGGCCACAAACCCUCCAUACCCUGAGCUCUCGAUGUCUGUCUGCAUGUCCAUGUUUUCAUGUUUAAUAUGAUCUACUUUAUGGAAGAAUCUGUACCAAAUGACAGUAAUAGUAAUACUAUCAGAAUCCUAUCAUUACUGGCAGAUACUUGCUUGAACAAAAUGAUCAGCAUCAGACAGAUUUUUAGACUUGAAUGGUAUCUAUUUAAUGUAUUUGUUGUACGUCUGUUCAUAUUUCCAGGUUUAACCUCUGUAGUUAAACAUGAGUUUGUUAGUUUUGCUGUAAGGCUUACUUUGCCUGCACAGAAUGAAAAAUGCUACAAUAUAUUGUAGUUAGAUUUUGGUAUACAUGAGCAGCAAUCUGCAAA
Molecule: messenger RNA, 1292 nt
Organism: Pygocentrus nattereri (red-bellied piranha)
Lineage: Eukaryota; Metazoa; Chordata; Actinopteri; Characiformes; Serrasalmidae
Product: trichohyalin
Exons: 6
Coding region: 40-951 (303 amino acids)
Source: RefSeq, a predicted model, not a curated record